GAUUAAUUAUUUGAAGAAUACAUGCACAGAUUAAUUUUGAAAAAGAUAUAUACAUUCAGUAUCAUUGGUGGUCAAAGGAAGAUCUCACAUUCAGUUGGCAGAAAACUUUGUUCUUUCAUUUCAUCGUCUUCAUCUUGUAUUUCAAAAGUUUGUUCAGGAUUAAGGCACAAAUCUAGAAGCGCGUCCCAAACAAAAUCCGUAAAAAAUAUGGCAAUGAACAUGGAAAAUUCAUCAAAGGAUUUAGUAAACGAAGUUGAUCAUGUUGACAUGCUCGAUGCCUCGUUUGAUGCUUAUGAAGGAGUUAUAAUAAACAUUAAAAAUGACAUGGAUGAAAAUGUUUUUACCGCUUUACUUCAAACAUCAAUAUCCCAAUGGAGGCAGCAGGGAAAGAAAGGAGUGUGGCUUAAAUUGUCUCUUGAACAUGUGAAUCUUGUAAAGCCUGCAGUAAAGGAAGGAUUUUGGUACCAUCAUGCUGAACCAACAUACGCUAUGCUCGUGUAUUGGAUCCCUGAAACUAAUCAUACCCUCCCACCAAAUGCUUCACAUCGAGUCGGUGUUGCUUCUUUCGUUGUGAACAAUAAUGGCGAGGUUCUUGUGGUUCAAGAGAAAAGCGGAGCAUUUAAAGGAACAGGUGUCUGGAAAUUACCAACUGGUACUGUUGAGGAGGGAGAAGAUAUAAGUGCAGCUGCCAUCAGGGAGGUGAAAGAAGAGGCUGGAAUUGAUACAGAAUUCAUGGAAGUCCUUGCAUUCAGGCAAAGUCACAAGUCAUUCUUUAGCAAGUCAGAUUUAAUGUUUGUUUGUAUGUUAAAACCAACAUCUUUGGAUAUUGAAAAGCAGGAUUCUGAGAUUGAAGCAGCACAGUGGAUGCCAGUUGAAGAAUAUGCCAACCAGGCCUUUGUAAAGAAGCACAAAUCUUUUGAUUACAUUGCUAAAAUAUGCAUAGCAAAGAAAGAUAACAAAUAUGUUGGAUUUUCUCCAUUGCUUACAACAACUGCUUCCUCUGCCAAAAAGAGUUACCUGUAUUCUAAUUAUCAAUUGGAACAGUAGUAAUCUAGUGCCUGGAUUCAACAUACCCUGAUGAUGAUGAUGAUGAUGAUUGUAAUUAAUGUUUGAUAAUAUAUAUUGGUUGGUUGUAUUCAUUUUUUAUAUAUUUACUUUCUGAUAAACAUAUGUACUAAAAUAUUCUAUUAUUUAUAAACUUCUAUUUAUUUAUUAA
Molecule: messenger RNA, 1216 nt
Organism: Helianthus annuus (common sunflower)
Lineage: Eukaryota; Viridiplantae; Streptophyta; Magnoliopsida; Asterales; Asteraceae
Product: nudix hydrolase 2
Exons: 9
Coding region: 22-1047 (341 amino acids)
Molecular function (GO): NADH pyrophosphatase activity; ADP-ribose diphosphatase activity; NAD binding
Source: RefSeq, a predicted model, not a curated record